This is a messenger RNA of Aspergillus nomiae NRRL 13137, 690 nucleotides long. RefSeq names its product putative short chain dehydrogenase/oxidoreductase. Gene Ontology annotation, cellular component: intracellular anatomical structure. Bases 1 to 690 code for a protein of 229 amino acids. Gene Ontology annotation, molecular function: oxidoreductase activity, acting on NAD(P)H, oxygen as acceptor. The record is from RefSeq and is a predicted model, not a curated record. NCBI's taxonomy places the organism in Eukaryota, Fungi, Ascomycota, Eurotiomycetes, Eurotiales, Aspergillaceae. The transcript has a single exon.
AUGGUAUCUAGUCUACUGCCUCGACCGCCUCGAAAACCCCCACCCAGACUUCAUGGCCGCGAAAGAGCACGCAGAAACCAACUACGGCGGCAGCUGGAGUACUACCGAAUUGAUGUCCGCGACGACGCAGAAGUAAACAACGUGUUCGCUGAGAUCGCCGGCCAACACAAGCGCCUGGACGGUCUGAUCGCCGCAGCCGGAAUCAACCACCUCCAGAGCGCCCUCGAGCACUCCCAAACCGCCAUGAACGAAGUUAUGCAGAUUAACUACAACGGAGUGUUUAACUCCGCCACCGCCGCCGCCCGCCAGAUGUUCAACUACCAGCAGAAGGGCUCCAUCCUGCUCAUCGCUAGCAUGAGCGGCCUCAUCGCCAACAAGGGCAUGACCUCCCCUGUCUACAACUCCUCCAAGGCGGCUGUCAUUCAGCUGGCCCGUUCUCUCGCAAUGGAAUGGGGCCGUCACGGUAUCCGUGUGAACAGUCUGUGCCCCGGUCACAUCGUCACCCCUAUGGUCGAGCAGGUGUUCCAGCAGAACCCGGCUUCUCGGGCUAUCUGGGAGGCAGAGAACAUGCUUGGGCGAUUGGCGUACCCUGAGGAAUUCAGAGGCGCUGCGCUCUUCGCUCUCAGUGAUGCUAGCAGCUUCAUGACGGGGAGCACGAUGCUCAUUGAUGGUGGUCACACCGCGUGGUAA